GUGUGUACCUUUGAGUAUACACCUGUGAAUGGAAGGAGGAGGAGGAGGAGGAGGAGUGGCACAGGUAUACUGGAUAUUCUCGCUGGGUUUGAAGAGGGAGGGAAUGAAGGGGAGGAACUUUCGAAACGGCAUGGCAACACAAACCUUAUAAAGACAGAGGCACACCCAGCCGGCGGCCUCAGUUCAGCUCACUGAAGACCGCAGCAGCAGCAGCAGCACCUUGCAGUAGUCAUGCUCAGCCUCAUCAAAUUACCACGAGUCUUCACCAUCAAUCAAGUGCCCAAAGUUUUUCAUGAGGAUAGCAUCAUCUCGGGCUACCGCCACCCCCGCAGCUCAGCCACUGACUGCAUCCUGAGCCUCUUCCAGCUGACCAAUGAGACGCUAAAUAUCUGGACUCACUUUCUGCCAACCUGGUACUUCCUAUGGAAACUAGUGACGGUGGUGCUGAUGCAGACAGCAUGGCAGGACUCCUUCACCUGGCCUCUAGUGAUUUUCCUUCUCUCCUGCUGCAUUUAUCCGCUGGCGUCCAGCUGUGCUCACACCUUUAGCACCAUGUCAGCAAGGGCACGCCACAUCUGCUUCUUUUUUGACUACGCCGCCCUCAGUUUCUACAGCCUAGGGUCAGCAAUCACCUAUUCAGCUUAUGUUUUCCCGGACAAGUGGGGGAACAGCCUCUUCCACCAGUUCUACGUCCCCAUCGCUGUGUUCAACACGGUCAUCUGCACCGCCCUGGCCUGCUACUCCAGGCUUGGCUUACCAUUUCUGCAAUAUAAUCAUGACAUCGUAAAGAGAUUCCCUGAGUGCCAGAGUCCAAAGUUCAGCAAAGUUCUCCGUGUCGUUGCAUUUGCCUACCCCUACCUGUUCGACAACAUUCCUUUGUUCUACAGGGUGUUCCUAUGUGUAGGGGAGGGCUGUACAGACAAUGAUACCAACAUCCUCCACUACUACCACAUCGCAUUGGCUUUCCUCACAGGCUUUCUGUUUGCCACACAUUUACCUGAGCGACUGGCACCUGGCAGCUUUGACUACAUAGGUCACAGUCAUCAACUCUUCCAUGUGUGCGGCGUCCUCGGCACCCACUUCCAGAUGAAGGCCAUUGAGCAGGACAUGGUGACGCGACGCCCCUGGCUCCUCAAACACUCCAUACCCAUCACCUUCGCCAAUUCAGUGGGUGCAGCGCUGCUUUGCGUGGUGCUGAAUUUGAUUAUCAUCAUCGUCUUCAGUCUACCUCUCCUCUCUGCUCCAGUCUGCCAAGAGAAGAAACAUUGUAAACAUCCAAGGACAGCAUCAUCCAAGGCCUGCGCCCGCUGCUAAAAUCACAGCUUAGGGAUCCAAGCUGGUCAAAAGGAGCACAGACGAGUGUAAAAAAUGCAUUAUGGGUGAUAUAAAUUAUUUUGUGAGCUAAGAAGAGCUGAUAUAAUGUUUAAGUGGAUCCUAACUUGCAGUCUGCACUAAACUCAUAGUGAUAUUUGGCCUUCAGACAUCACUGUGAUGACUACUGUUAGAUGUGACGGUAAACUGAUAAUCAGGGCAUAGGUUGUACAAACAUACAAUGGAAAUUUAACAAAAUAUUUAUUACCAUAAUAUGUAAUGAAUCUAAAUGUUUCUUAGGAAACUUGUUCCUACAAAAGCUACAAAUGUAGCAGGUUAGCUACAUUGCAAAAAUAUUUAUAGAGAUUUUUUUUUUUGUUCUAAUUUCUCUGAUUUCCACACAUGUGGGGUAUGAAGAGUUUGUAGAGCUGCGGGGAAGUAAAACAAUGUAUUUAUAUUUAUAGUGCGAGUGCUUGUGAACAGCCUGUUGGAUUGUACUGUCGUGUUGAUGAAGAAUUAAAACCAGCGUGAUUAUACGCACGUAUAACAUGUCAAAACACAAGAGACAGUUAUGAUAAGGGAGGAAAAAUGUUUUGCUCUUGAGUUUGAGUAGCAGCUUAAUAAAAAUGUUAUUUUGAUAAUGUAAUAUAUUAUAAGAGUAAACAUUUUCUGAGUAAUUUAUUUCCCUCAGAUGAUCGCUGUUUUUGUCCCAGUCGGCCUGUAUGACACUGUCACAUGUGUC
Messenger RNA from Thunnus maccoyii (southern bluefin tuna), 2053 nucleotides. It is a transcript of the gene paqr5b, whose product is annotated as progestin and adipoQ receptor family member Vb. NCBI's taxonomy places the organism in Eukaryota, Metazoa, Chordata, Actinopteri, Scombriformes, Scombridae. Gene Ontology annotation, molecular function: signaling receptor activity. The record is from RefSeq and is a predicted model, not a curated record. The transcript is spliced from 8 exons. Gene Ontology annotation, cellular component: membrane. Bases 232 to 1314 code for a protein of 360 amino acids.